CUAAUCUGCCGGGCUUUACAUAUCCCCUCCCAACGGCCAGCCCCCGCUAAGGGCUCCCCGCGAGCUGUCACCGUAGCACCGGCGCGCCGACACUCCCCCGCCGGCCGCCGCAGCGGCCGCCGCCCGCUCCGGUGAAGCGCAGCCCCCCGCCGUUACCCUCCGGUGGCGGCUGCGGGGGCGGCUCCCCGCGGGGCCGCGCCGGCCUAGUGUGGGGGGGCGGGUGGCCUGGGGGACGGCUGAUAAGGCUCAAUCCAAAACUGUCGACCCAGCUACGGCUUACAGAUUAUUACAUCUAAUAUCUAUCCAUAAAAAAAAUCUAUACAUCUAUGAUUGCGCAUAUGUAUCUAUAAAGGUACUUCGGAGGACCUCAUGAUGAGAAACGAGCCAAUUCCUGCAUGCCAAAGGAAUGUUUUAUGUACAGGUGUGCGGCGCUCCCGUCCAGGCGAUGGCUGCGGUCGGAUGCGGGCGCGGUGCGAAGGCCCAGCCGGACCCGCGCAGCAGCGACAGGCCCGGCGGCCCGCGGGCCCCGCAGCGCACUGCCGGCCUGCCCGAGCGCAGCGCCCGGCCCGGCCCCGGCCCCGGCCCCGGCAGCGGCAGGCUCGGCCCCGGGGAGGAACGCUGCACAGAGAGAUCAGUGCUUGCCCAGCCGACAUUUGUGUUUGAAAAGAAGGACCAUCCUUUGAAGCGGCCUGCAGAACACCCGGUUUGCAAAGCUGAAAAUGAUUUCAUAAGUUGUUUCCGAAAACGUGCAAGAUCAUCAUCUUUUACUUUCCAGAAGUCUGACUCUCAGGCCAACACAGAUACAGUUCUGACUCAGAAAAGGGGGAGAUCAUCUUACUUUACCAUCCUUCCUACCUUCCCCCCCUCCCAGCCAGUGAAGAAGAAUAACAUAUUCAUGACCUCAGCUCUUCUUGAAAGAAACCCUGACUUGCUCAAAAGUACGAAAGAAGGAUCCUUGUCACAAAGUCAAUUGCAGAAUGUCAUUAAGCCUGCCAUUUUACAACCCCCACAAGCCUUGACCUAUCCUGAAAAUCCUGUAGUAUCUCUAGUGACUAAGAAAGAAGCACGUGUUCAGCUAUCUGAAGACAGCUCUUAUUCCUCAGCUGAGAAUUCAGUAAGUUCCAAAAUAGUGAGGCCGUCUACUACCAUGACUCUUUCUAGUUCUAAAACAACACGAAUUCAGUUGUUUGAGGACAGAGGCAUACAAAACAGCAGCAAUUCUGAUUUUGUGUUUGGAGAAAACAUGGUUGAGAGAGUUUUGAGUCCUGAGAAGCAUCCCAAGCUGUGUAAUGAAGCUGAUUCAUACAAAGGAGAAAUAACACCCAUGUACAUAGAAUCUUUUCCUGUCAGUCCACAAACAAGAACAGCUUUGUUGGGAAAUGCAACACUAACUGAAUCAGCAGCUGCUUGCAUUUCCAAGCCAGUGGAGAAAAUGCUGUUAGAUAAAGUUGAAGUUGUAACUGGAGAAGAAGCAGAACACAAUGUAUUACAGAUCAACUGUAAGCUGUUUGUAUUUAAUAAGCUUUCGUUAACCUGGAUUGAAAGAGGCAUAGGAUCCCUGAGGCUUAAUGACACUUCUAGCAAUAAAGAUGGAAUGUUGCAGUCAAGGCUAAUUAUGCGAAAUCAAGGCAGCUUGAGACUGAUUCUCAACACCCGACUCUGGGAACAAAUGCUGAUAAAAAGAGCAAACAGAAAGAACCUGUGCUUCACUGCAACAGACCAAGAGGACCACUCUGUUCAAGUAUUUCUGAUUCAGGCAAGCUCGAAAGACACUGGAUACCUGUAUGCAGCAAUACAUCACCGUCUUGUGGCAUUGCGAAGCUUUGCUGAGCAAGAUCCAUGCGCUAAUCAAGUAGACACAGAGACAGAAAUAGCUUUUCAGCCAUUAAACUGUGAUAGUGAUGAUGAAGAUGACAUAAAAAUAACUCAAAUGAACAGCAGUGGAUCUGGAAUUUGUUUAUUCGUAUCCCUGAGGGGGAACAGAGAAGCUGGAAAAGUACAUGCGGGAGACAAGGAUGACAAUGUCACUAGGCAAAGAAAUGCGUUAUGCAUUAUUUCUUACACUGCACCUCAGCAAUAACUCUUAAAUCUUCUCCUAACUUCAUCCUGAUUGAGGAAUCCUCUCUUUUGAUUGAGGUGUCCUCUCUUUCCUGGCAUGGAAUUCAAAGAUGCUGGAGUCUGGGACUAAGUAAGUCCCAGGAAGUCCCUCCAUACAUAGCCAUAGACCUUAAGAGAAGACCAUAGUCUGUAAAGUCGUAGUGUGUCCCAUAUGGGUCCACCGAGAAUUGUAUGGAUUUUGGAGACUACUGCUGUUGAGAGCUGGACAGUAUCAUAUCAGAGAAGUGCAGUCUUUAUUUUGUUUUAGAGACAUCUUCUAGUCCACUAUACAUGUACCUCCCAUGUUGGCCUCAUUAGGACUUGGUUAUCUGCUGGUGUUUAUUAAGAUUUAAAUGUUAUGAGAGCUUUUUUUAUUUUUAAGUAAAAUACUUUCGAAGUUUUUAAAGGAACUCCUGUUAAGCAACACCACAAGAACUCCUGAAAAACUGAUUUGUUUGAUAUUUCUUGUCAAUUUAAUUUGAAUUCUUAUCAGUUUUUAAGGGUACCAAAUCAUAAAUCUAACACACACACAUACAUACCUGACAGUGAUUAAAACUGAGGAAAAGUUAAGAAUUAACUUCUUUGUUGGAGUCCAAGUUGCUGUAUUCUUUCCAGCAGAUACCAGUAUCAUCUGAAGCACAGAAGAAAAGAAAACUUUCUGAUUGGCUUUAAAUACUGACAUAUAUGUAAUGUGUAAUCAGGAAAGAGAGGGGGAAAAUCAGAUUUAAUGUUCUGACCAACGCAAGGCCUUUCAUUUCACCUGUAAGAGGUUUAAAACUUUUAGUAGGUAUUCAGUGGUGGGUAAAUUGUAGCAGCAAUUUUUAAACACUGUGAUAGUGAUACCAUGUGUCUGGCAUUAGUGAGCUGUAUCUAUACUUUAUGCAGAUGCAUCAAAGUCAUAGAGAUAACACACCACAAGCACUCCUGGGUACAUUCUCAUGACUAGUGAGCUGUUUGAAGAUGUGCUGGAUUUCUCACAGUUUACUGAACAUCUGUUUCGAAGUGCUAAGACAGUGUUCCCCAUAUAGAGCGAGAUGAUUUGCGUCCCAGGCACACUGUCCUAUCUAGACACCUGAAUCCUUAGUGCUUAUGUGCUUGUCUUUAUCGACAUGGGGGGUCACAGUCUUCACUCACUAUUCACAUGCUCAAAUAUUUGUGAAUAAUCCUGUUAUCUAGUUAGAUAUUUACCUAAACCAGGAACUGAUCAUCUCCAAACUUUAACCUACUGCUUUGGUAUUAUGAAAUGCUGGAUUCUUUCAAAACAUGAAUAUGCUCAAAUAAGCAAGAUUGCUUAAAAAUUCUUUUUUGGAUCAUUCUAGAUGGAACCGCAGGCAGUCUGUAGUCUGCUCAUGACACCUACCACAGGUUACAACAGCACAGCCGGGAACUCAUCUUCCCAAAACGUCUAAGCUGAGUCAUUAGAACCUGAAAGGAUGAAAUCAGAUGCCUUUUGUUUUAUGACUUCUAAGCAAAGAUUAAUUUUAGUGACAGCUUAAGUUUAAUACAUUGAGAAAGAACUUGAGAUGCACUUUGGAGGACUCCAGUCGGCCUGCUUUUGCACUGCAAUGGGAAUGACACAAUGGCUUUCAAUAUUCACAAAGUGUUAAAAAGGCUACAGAUUUUAGAAUUAAAUAUAUUUAGAUGCAUUAUUAAAGUAAGGACUUUUAUAGGAAAUAAAUGUGUAUUCAUCAUAUUGAUGGAUAAAACCACAUAACCAUGAAGUAAUAAUAUACGUGAAGAGAUAUUUGUUACUUUUCAUCUGUUAUUUAAAAGAUUGGAUAGCUUUAAAUUUGGCUUCACUGAAAAUAUUUAUUUAAAAUUCUCUGGUAACAUUCAGCAUCCUGUUUGUAAGUACAUACAAGCAGAAUUGGGAGUGCCAGAUUAGCAUGACCAAGGCCUACAGAAACCACCUUCAUAACAAGUUUUUUAGUUUCUUUUGAAAAGAUCUGGAGUUGUAUACUUUUUUGUAGAAUUUUUUUAAAGGGCAAAGGACCACGAUCUGCCUUUACAGUCAUACGCACCAGGAGAACUCACUGUGAAGAACUGCAGGCCACUUCUAGGGCACAUAUAAUCUUUAAAAUCUGAAAGUGUUUCUGCCUGCACUCAUCAACACCUUUUCAGUUACAGAAAACAAGAACUAUUAAUUGUCCAUUUGAUAUACACAAAUAAACGUAUGCACAGUAUAACUGGAUAUCUGCAUCAAUGUUUCUUGUAAAUGUGUGAGAUUAUCUGAGAUUAUUUCUGAUUUAGCUGUAGCUAGCCCUAAACAGCAUCAUUCAUUGAAACAGAUGAGUAUGUUACACAUCCUAAUGUGUUCAAUAAUCCCAGCAGCCCCAGACCCAGUCACUCUGUAAAAGUGAUUCCACAGACUACUGCCUCCUGUCUAACCACUCUCACAAGGAAUUAGAAAACUCGAUUCUCUCUAAUGCCACAUAUCAAUUAAGACUUACUGGAUCAUUCUUAAGCACAUGCAAAGUACAGAUGCCAUUUUUGCUCUGUUUUCUAUUCUUUCUGUCAAAAAGAUAAAGAAGAUAUGUCUGUAACCAUUCUGCUGCAACUCACUGCUGCCUUGUGUAUUGUUGGAUACAAAAUAUUAUUUCUUUGUCAUCCUCGGAGCUGAAAAAAUGUUCUGAAAUAUGUGAAGUCCUUUUAAUUAAGGUAAUUGUAAUGAUUUCUCAAUCUUAAAAGCUGCAUCACACCUGAAGAGUCAAAUUACAAUUUAGUUUUCCUGUCUGAACAUAGGUAUGCACUUGGAAGAGUACCAGCUUCUUCCCGAGUUCUCAGUGCCCUGCAGCAUCCAGGUGAAAUUUAACUAGCAUUUAGGAUUAUGCUGAAUCCUAAAUAGCCUGCCAAAAUUAGCAUUUUGUCUGACAUUGAUGUAGCAUCUGGAUGACAGUAAACUGAAGUGGGACAGGAUUUUUGCCUUCAGGAAAAGGGGAGUACUUCACAAUAGAGCACUAGUGUCAAAUAGUGAAGCACUUGGGUUUCUCUUUGACACUUCGCCUGCUAAUAACAAAAAUGUUCUUUCCAUAACUAGCUGUACAUUUUGUCCUUUCUAUCAGCCUCACUCCUGACCACAACAAUAUUUGCAUCACUGACCUUCAUAUUUCAUUGCUGCAACUCAUACUCAGGAACAAAGCUCCAUGUUAUAAAAACUUCAGCAGCUGUUAAACACAGCAGGCAGGCCUAUGUAUUUAGCAACAGGUCAUGGUGAUAACUUUGCCCUGGAGUUCAGCUGGCUGUGCACUGAAUGCAGAGUUUGAUUUCAAAGUCUGUCCUGAUAAUCAAAGCCUUACAUGAAACAGGAUUUAAGCACCACAGUGUCAUGAUAUCCCUCUAAAUUCUACUACAGCUGUAAAAUCCUUUGCAAAUGCAGGAGUGUUCCAGGGCAGGCACAACCGAGCUUUUGCAGACAUAGGACUUAAACAUUGUCAUUUGCUCCCACAGCAUAAGGAACAAGACUUAUGAUCAUUCACAAAUAAACUCUCUUCUGACCUGUCGCUUCCCAAGUUCAUUACAUAUAUACACAAGUAUACACAACACAUGCUCAUGUGCACACAGACACAGACACUCUCAAAUAUGAAGCUAGGUAUCCUAAGAACUGAGGAGGACAAGAGAUGUUUUAACUAUUUUGAAGAGUUGGGAUGCUGUGGUAAUAGAGGACAUAUAAACACAUGUAUGUGCAGACAUAUUUAAGGUAUGAAUUUUUACUCUUGAGAUCCUAAUUAUUUAUUCUUUUAAGUCUCAUUGCACUAAAAUUCCUUGUUUCUCAUGACUGAAGGUAUACUAAUAUGUAAUAUAUUAACUUGGUUUUAAAAAUGUAAAGUUUGUAAUUUUAUGACAGCCAGAGCAAUUUCUAUGCCUGAACAUAAAAUUUUCUUACAGCUGUAAACUGUGUCUGACUAGUUUGUCUUGUUUUGUGCCCUAGUCAGAGCUUCCUGCAGACAGUUCCUUCCACACUGCAGAACUUCAAGCCUGCUUUCCUAAGGACACAAGAUUUAAACAGUGGUGUACUCUGUCCAUCUAUGUGUCAGACCCACUUCAAGCUCACUGUUCAGUUUCAGAUAAAUUGGACAUGAGGUAGAAAGCUCAAAGGCAAUUUUAAGUUCUUUAUGAAAACUGGUGGUUGUUGAGUGGCUGAACUUAGAGGCAGGUAUCCUCUGAGGAAGAAGUUUCAGGGUAAGCCUGGUAUUUUCUUUGAGGCCUGUGGGGCUGAGUGGUACAUUGUUGCUUCUGAACAAGCUGCAGCAUUUGCUGGGAAGUAGGAGAAAGAAACUUGUGCAAUAAUGGAUACCUGCCAUUAUUGUGGCUUGAAAAGGGUUGUAGGGACAUGACCCAAAUCCAUAUGAAACUAGAUGUCAUUAAUUUGCUGUUUGUAGAGCAACCUGUCCUAUAUUUUGGGGUUUUUUUCAGAUUGUUGUUUACUUACUUAUUUCUAACAAAUCCCAGUGAUUAAUUUAUAUACGUAAGGGGUGCAGAGCUGGAAUCUCUUAUGUAUUAGUGCAGUUGUUUCUGAAAGAGGGAAAAGUAACGGCUCCUAAUAUAAGGAUACAUAUGCAGAUAUCUGCCACUAAGAUUAUGAGUUUCUAGCAAAAUCUGCCUGGAUGAGAUAGUCUAAGUGGCUUAUUUUAAGUUCUGGAGGUGUUUGUAUCUCUUCCGAAAUCUUCUCACUCAGGUUUUUAUGUCAUGAUCUUUAGUGACCUCUGAAUUAGUUUUGACAAACUGUAUGAAGCUAAGAGCUUGGUAGUGUCUGUUAUUGAGAGAAUGAGUACAGGGAAGACCUUGAGCACUUUGAUACUACUUUCAGUACUAAUGAAUUUAUGACAGCCUGUAUGACAUGGACAGGAAGAGGAAAAGCAUCCUCUUUUCCUUAAGUCAGUUUUAGAGGACCUACACUGGGGCAUGCUGGCAAGAAAAUCUAGAAAAAGCAUACAUUGCUUGUUCUAGAGCAGUUGCCUGUCUAAAAAGUGGAGUUCAGAUUCAUGAGUUUUUUUUCACAGUGAAGUUCAUCUUAAAAAACAUUGUGUCUGCAGCUGUUUGAACAUACUCGCAUUGCUUCUGAAAUGGUGAAAUCAGUUAGUCCACUUCAAGGAUGGUGUAGUUUGCUUUGCACAAGCAAAGAGUGGGAAGAAAAGUAGAAAAAUAAAGUUCUGCUAAUUAUAACAUGUUCUAAUGAAAGUGUGGACAAGAAAGCGUGCCUCUUCUCACUGGUCUUUUGUGAUUUUUUUUCCAAUAAUUUGCAUCCCCAAGAAUAACUGCAUUUAUUUUGCUUUUUCUGAAGCAUCCUCCUCUAUUUCGGAAUUUAUGAAGUGAAGUAUAUGGCCCAACUGUGUAAUCACUGAUGAGGGUACAUAUGUUGCAAGCAAAAUGCAAGCACACGUGGAUAGAACCUAGGAUGAGAAAUUCAAUCCAACUACACCUACUGAUGUGUUCAUCUACCUGCCUUGUAAGGUGUGUUGCACAAGUGUGACAUGUUCUCCAAGUAUUAGUCUGGGGUUUUCCUCCAGAUAAUCAGCAUUAACAGCUGUGGUCAGCUGGGCUCAAAAUCUAAGGGCUCAAUUUUGUGAAAUGUUAUAGUGAUGGUCUGUUUACCUCCUCCUCUGUGAAUGCAACACUGGUGGCAUUAACAUUUCAACACAAAGAUAGUGCUAUCAUUUUCAGGUACCACUAGUACUUUUAGGGGCAUAUAAAUUAAGUCUAGAGAAUGUAAAUGCAAAUGAUUGGAUUAGUUAAUUAUAUAACUGGUUAUUAAUUAAAUGAUCACAAGAAGGCAUUACAGCAAUAAAAAGUAGAAACAAACAGUUCUCCUAGACUAUAACUGCACUAGAAGCAGUAUGUGCCUUCCUUUGGAGACAUUAUGCAAAACUGCCCAUAGUCUUGCAUGGCGAGUUUUGUAGUUAUUUUAACAGCUUGGGAAUAAUACAGUAUUUACAUAGAAUUUUUUCCAGUUACAUUGUUUUGUGACACAGAAUAGAUUAUUUUAAGUUUAUUACAUAGAGGAUGCUUAAAGUCCACUGUCUUGGAGAAUGUAAAACUAAGGGUGCCUGGUUUUCUAUGGAUUAGUGUCUUGAAAUUUACCUCAUGUAUUAUAACUAACUCCUUGGUGUCUACAAUGGGCAUUACUCUGAAACAUUUUCCUUACUGCAGGCAGUAUUGAGGUGUCUGUUUCCAUGAGGAAUUUUUAAGUACUUUGUGCCCAAAACAAAGUUGGCUGUGGUCAGCCACAAUAACUUUUGAAAGUUAUUACAGUAGGAAUUCACCCCUACUCCAUACUUUUAUCCUAUAAGAAUACCAGGCUAAAAUGCUUGUGCUUAUUUAUUUAAUUCUGUAUUAACAGAUCUGUCCCUUAAUGCACUGGGUAUAUUGCUCUGAAGAUGGGGCAUGAAGACAUGUCACAAGCUGUGAAUGUAUGUCAAAAUAAGUAAAGCAUCAUUUGACAGAUAGAAAAGGUGUAAUAAGGGAGAGGUUAAGUAGUGCCUAUUGAGCAUUUUAUAAGUAGGCCAUUUACAAAGUAAGAUGCAAACUGUAAGUAACAUUCCACGAACUCUGUUUUAUGUGUUAUGGGAAGUGUAAACCUUUUUCCACAUAGAUAAUGGGGUGUCAGAUGAGCUCUGUACUCUUCAGCUAGGCUGUCAGAGACUUCUUGCUGGGAAGCCUGAAUGAAUUGCUUUCAUGCUCCAUCCCUCCGCUCUGCUUCCAAAACAUUAAGAUACCAUCUACUGUUUUGAAUUUACAUUUUAAAAUAUGUAUUUCAUAUUUAAUGCUUAUAAUGCUUGCUGUGGGUAUCAAUUCAAAAGACCAUAACACGAUAA
Falco peregrinus (peregrine falcon) is the source of this 8909-nucleotide messenger RNA. RefSeq names its product RAN binding protein 3 like (gene RANBP3L). The record is from RefSeq and is a predicted model, not a curated record. Gene Ontology annotation, cellular component: cytoplasm; nuclear pore. Gene Ontology annotation, biological process: protein export from nucleus. Bases 407 to 2080 code for a protein of 557 amino acids. Gene Ontology annotation, molecular function: GTPase activator activity. The transcript is spliced from 15 exons. Lineage: Eukaryota; Metazoa; Chordata; Aves; Falconiformes; Falconidae.